UGUUGACUCAUCAGUGUCGCCUCCCCCUGUCAAGGUGAGGAAACUACUUUUUCUCCUCCCAAUUUAAAUGGAUGUAACAUGGCCAGUGAGACAAACAUCUUGUUAACUAAAUAAACUAAGCGAGAAGAAAUAUGUCGCUGUUAAAAAUGGAGGUUUCGUGUAAUAAGUUCCAGGCCAACGUGUUUGACCAAAGCAGAUGCCAGAACUGUUUCAAGUCCCGCGUGGGGCACGUGCUGACGCGCGAGGAAAUGGAGCAGGUGAAACCUAUCUAUGCCAGUUGGCUCUGCCUUGCCCCUGAAGGGUUGGACUUCAACAAUCCAAUGCAGCGAUCCAGGAAGUGGCAGCGUCGUUUUUUCAUCCUGUAUGAGCACGGCUGUCUAGAGUUUGCUCUGGAUGACUUGCCAAGUACAAUUCCCCAAGGAACCGUGAACUUGCAUCAUUGCAGUGAUGUGAUUGACGCAGAGGGCAGAACAGGACAGAAAAACACACUGUGCAUCAUCACUUCAGACCAAGAUAUUUACAUCCGUGGAGACAGCAAAGAGAUCGUCAAUGGUUGGUGUGAGCAGCUUCUAGCUUUCCGACAGACUAAUGAACAAAGGCGAAGGAAAAAAGGAAGCAGGAUGCCUGUUCCCUCACAGGAGAUAGCAUCUACAAGGAAAUCAGUGUGUAAAGUCGGAGUUGCAAAGGCAGAAACAGUAGAAGAUGAACUGUGUAAUUCAGGGGAGGAAGAAGAUCCAAGUAAGGAAACUGAGGAAGUGAACAUAGCCUUGGAUGUGAAUGUCACCCCUGCUGAUGCUGAUUCCCCCGUCUCAAGCAAGUGCACUAAAGAAAGAUUUGAAAAGGACAUUAAACAGAAGAUCGACAAUGUAGUCACACACCAAGCUGAGGGUGGAUCAGUUCUUCAGUUGCCCUUUGAGCAUCAUUCGACCUCUCUCCACAGCCCUGAGCCAAGGAAAGCUGUGACCGGUGACCUGUCUCCAUCUGAUUUGCCUCUCAACAGAAGUGCUUUACAUGCUCUCUGUUGGCAGGAGGAUGAUACAGAGAGCUGUGCUAAAGAACAUCCUAGGGCUUCAUCAUUAGCAAAGCAUAUGACACAAGAUGAAGAAAAUAAUACUGAAAAACUCCAAAUGGGGUCACAACAAGAUAAGAAGGGCAGGGAUUCUUGUUUGAUCGAGAGCAGCAUCACUGAUGACUUCUGGCAUAAUGAAUAUGACAAUCAGUGUAAAAUGUGUACACAGUGCAGCAGCAGCAGAAGUCACACUGGCCACAUCCAGAACACGGAGAAGUCAGUAGGACUGCUGGAAGCACCACAAAGCAACAGUCUUUCUCUUAGAAGACUGCAGACGGUAGAAGUCAAAUCUUCAGAGUCUACCAUGACGCCAGACCUUUUGAACUUCAAAAAAGGGUGGCUCUUCAUGGAUGACCACGAUCAGUGGAGGAAGUACUGGUUCAUCCUGUCUGCUCAUAGCCUACAUUAUUACUUUGACUCUGGAGCAGAGGAGUUGGUAGGAGAAAUUGACCUGACGUCUUGUCAUAGAGUGACUGAGCUUCAUGAUCAGAGGAACUUUGGCUUUGAAAUAAGGACUCAUAGAAUGGUCUACAAGUUCUACAGUACGACUGCUGGGAUGCGACAAAACUGGAUCCAGGCUAUUGCAAAGAACAUUCAGGAUCAGAAUGCACCAGAUGUUGCCAGCAUUCCAGAUAACUGGCUGUCUAGAGUGGGCUCUCGCUCUGGGCCAGAUGUUACUCAAGAAUCCAUGUCUUUGUCUUGCCUUCUCAAUGACGAGUGCUGUGCAAAAAGGAGGUCUGAGUACUAUAGGUGCCAAGGCCGCAAUAAAACCUCCAACUGGACUGACACGUUAACCCAGCCGGGGACCAGAGAACAAGAGCGGGAAGUAAAUUCUGCAGAGCAGGGUAUCAGCAGGCGAAGGGGAAGAGAGGAGCGCAGGCAAAGGUAUGCCAUCGUGAUGGGGUCUUCAGUAUGCAACUUGGAUGAGAGGAACUGGUCCACACAGGAGAAUCAGCAGCAAGAGAGAAUGAGGCAGAUUGAAGAAUAUUGGCUGCAGGUGGAGCAGAUGGCUAUCAGCGAGGAGAGGAAGGUGCUACUUUACCCAGAAUGCCAGAGUGAGGACUGCUUUGAAAAGAAGAAACUUCUAGAACAUUACAGGAAGAGGGGUGAAGAACUGACUAUCCAGUCAGAGUCACCAAAUGAGGACCACUCAGAAGAUCCUGAACAUGGCACAGACUGGAGUCUGGUGCAGGAGCUAACAUGUGACCUGGGAACAGAAUGGGAUCCUCCGAAGAUAAACAAAACCUCAAAUGAACAAAACCUCACACUGACUAACAAGUACCAAGACACCACAGGGCUGGACCUGAGAAGACAACAAAUCAGUGACCUGCUGGACCUUCAACCUUUAUCCCAGUCGAGGACUGAAUUCACAAAUGAACCUAAAACAGAGGGAGAACCCAAUCUGCUGCAUGACAGUAUAACUUCUGCCGAACCUAUUAAGAGUCUCCGAUCACUUGCUUUGUGGCAGGCAAGAAAGCCCCGAAUAUUCAGUGAAAGUACUUCGUUAAUGAUAAGUGAAGAUAAAUAUUCAGAUCAAGCCAUGGUGAAGCUGUUAUCUCAGGAAGUUGAGUUACUAAACAAACAAAACCAGGACCUUAACCAGCGGAAUCAAGAACUGUUAAACCAGCUAGCUGAAGCAGACCGAGAGAUAGACAGGCUUAAGUCAGAACUUUUCCACCAGCUAGAACUGGAGUCCAUUGUGGAGUGUUUGGAAUCAGACUUGGCCAGGAGCUGUGGGAAACUCCAGGAAGCAAAGGCCCAGCUAGCAGAAAUGGAGGACAAUCUGAAAGACUCUCAUCAAACUCUACAGUUGAAAGAGGCUAUGCUCAGAGAUCUGGGAUCAUUAUCCAUGGACAGUGAAAACAAAAUAGCAUUUCCAGAAAUAGUUGAUAGACUCCGCCAGUGUGUGCAGGUGAUGGAGUUCAAAGUCUCUGAGCUGGUAAGCCAACAAUGGCUGUCAACUCUGACUUGCAACGACCUGCAGACACAGAAAACCUUUCUUGUGAAAUCAGAUGUUGAGAAUGGUCAGAAGGUAACGGAGUAUGGCGAGAUGUUGGAAAAUGUGGAAGAAUCUAAUAUACCUCUUUCUGAAGGAUUGGCACACAUUAAAGACCAGCAGCAUCAGAACAGAAUAGAAACCGUGGCAGCAGAGUUAAAAAAGAGGUCCAAUUUGUUUAGUUUGUUACUAGAAGUGAUCAGUCAACUAGCUGGAAAUGAGCUGACUGAUUCUGUCUCAGAGUAUGAAGUUAGACAGAAAAACCACAAAGUGUUAAGGAGACUACAGUUGGAAAAUAACAUUUGGAAAAGCUUUGUGAACACCUUAAAGAACACUACCUCUUAUAGCCCGGAGAAUGAGGAAGCUGCCUGUCUACUACAGAGUACCGAGAUGAAACUAGAGGAAGUUAAAAUGUACCUCAGCCUUUACAAAAGUACAAGUAGUAACCCUCUAAGCAGCAGUUCAGGACUAGAUAAUACAUCUUCAACUAGCCCUGAAAUUGUUAGUAUAAAUAAUGGAAUAAUGGAAAAGAAGCAAAAGGAUGUAAUGUGGAAAGAUCUGAAAGAGCACAUGGAGCAGAGAUUGAUCCUGAUUGAUCAUGUAACUAAUAAUAAACAGUUUUCUGAGAUGAUAAAAUCACAUCUAAAAAGUCAUGUUUGGAAUAAAACAAAUAUGUUUUAUCCGAUGAUCAGUGUAGCCAUGGACAUCCUGGCUGCUUAUUUGGUAGAGAAGCUUAGUUGCUCUGUAAUAACGCAAAAAUCUGUAGAGAUACAAACUGAAAACCAAGAGAUGGAACAGAACAACAUGGCUGUGGUCAAUGAAGGCACCGGAAACGAAACAAUUACCAGUUUGAAAAAUCAUAUUAAGGAGCUGGAGCACACGCUAUCUGAAAGACUGAUGUCUCUACAACAGCAACAUGUGAAGGACAAGGAGAGACUGAAGGCUGCAUUUGAGCAGAACAUUAUCUUGUUGAAGAAGUCUCAUAGGAAAGCCACAGAAGUCCUUUUGCUCAAACACCAGCGAGAUCAGGAAUUGUUACAGGAGGAGAAAGAAAGACUUCUAACUGAAGACUUGUCCGACUGUCUCACUGUUAUUGAAGCCAUGAAGAGAGCCCAUAGAGCUGAGCUGGAGAAAAUGCUACAGGAGAAGACCUAUAAUGGUGACGCGAAUAUUGAUGUGAUUUUAAAAAGUCACAGUGAGGAGUUGUCAGCAGUUCAGAGGGACCUGGAUGCAUUGUCUGAGCAGUACACACAAAAAUGUCUGGACAAUGUGCACCUGGCUGAAGCUCUGCAAGCAGAGAGAAAUUCUCUACAGCAGUAUCAGUAUCAAACCCUAGCACUUGGUGUUUACAAUCAGGAGCUAAAAAAUCACCUUGCUGAGGAGAUGAUGAGAUUGUCAACAGUGGCACAGGAUGGUUCUAUUCAGUCGGUUCAUGAUAGAGACCGAUAUGAACUGAUGAUCAAGCUCCAGGUAAAAGAGUCCUGUCAGGAGCAGGAAAUUGACACUUUAAAAAACGAACUCAAUGCUUCCAAAAUGGAUCAAAAGUUUGCAUCAGAGAGAUUACAUGAAAUACAGACAGAACUCCGCUUGGUCAAGGAGACGGCAGAACAACAAAUUUCACAACUUAAGGAGAAUCUGAGACUAGUUUAUGAAGCAUUAGAAGAGUCUUUAAAGAAAAUGACGCCAACAAUGCCAAUGGCUGGUUCCUAAUAGCCUGCACUAUUUAAAAGCUGACAAAUGUUAAUUACCUUUUCCAUAACUGAUAUUUGUAAUUCAACAGAUUUUAAUAGGAUACCAAUGAAGUUGUUUGUGUAGCUUAUCAGUGCAAACGAUGAGAUCAGACAGCCUUUAAUUGGUGUAAAACUAAUCAACUAAACAUACACAGUGUUUCCAUGAACACGUCCACUCUAUACUCUAAAAGAAAAGAAAGGUUCUUUGGAUAAUGGGUUCCACAGUCUUUGAAAGAUGCAGGUCCAAUACAUGUGUAAAAUCUUUUAAGGGCAAGCCAACAAAUAUAUUUACCAAGAAUAUUAAUCAUUCUGUUGAUUCUGUUUGUAUCUUUGUAUUUGUAUUGUUCAUUGUUGCUGUCAAAAUCUUGCAAAUUCUUUUUGAUUGGAUUCACCACUCAUUAAGACACCAUUGCAGAAAGAUAUUACUACGUAUUUUCCCUUGUUAAAAUGUCAGGAUUUUGUGAUUAAAAAAGAGAGUCAGAUUUUUUUCCACCCUCAAAGUGAAAUUACAACGUACAAAAAUGAUUAAACAGAUAAAGAUGGAUAAGAUUUCAUCAUGGCACAUCUUGACUUGGAAAUAUUUUCUUACUUGCUGAAAUGUGAAAUUUCUUUUUCACUCCAGCUUAAUAUCAAACACAUGAAUGUUUUGCACUUUAAAUUGUCUUUGUAGCCAUUCGUGCUUCUCUCCACUUUGUUAAAAUUCCCAUCAUUCCCAUGAUGCUGCUAACACCAAGCUGUCUCAUUAGACCAUAACAUUUUGAAAAACGGUUUGGGGUGGUUGGCCACCCAACCCCAUAGCCCUGACAUGAAGACAGUAAGAGAUGUCACGUGCGCUAUAGUAAUCGGUAUCAGGUAUUGCUAUAUGUUUAUAAUGCAUUAUAAUGUUGCUGUAUUCCUAAUUUACACUUAUGCAACCAGGUUACAAGUUUUUUCUAUAUUCACUUCAAAAUGUUUUUCACUCAAUUUUUAUAUGUUGUAAUUUCAAAAAGUAGAAAAGGUUGAUUUAUCUUGGUUUCAUAUGUUUACACAACAAAAUCCUGAAAAUUUAACAGGAGACGGGAAACCUUUUAUACCUGUUGUAUUGUCUCUACUAAGGUGUGCUGUACAUCCAAAUAUGUAUUGUAUAUUUCUACAUUUUGUUUUGUUUUUGUAGUGUUGUACAAUUUAUUUUGCCACAUGAGUGGUUUUGUGCAGUAAGGGAGGUGGUGGGCAUGGGCAAAAACAAUUC
This is a messenger RNA of Tachysurus vachellii, 6023 nucleotides long. RefSeq names its product myosin phosphatase Rho-interacting protein-like. Bases 132 to 4775 code for a protein of 1547 amino acids. NCBI's taxonomy places the organism in Eukaryota, Metazoa, Chordata, Actinopteri, Siluriformes, Bagridae. The record is from RefSeq and is a predicted model, not a curated record. Gene Ontology annotation, cellular component: actin cytoskeleton. Gene Ontology annotation, biological process: actin filament organization. The transcript has 22 exons. Gene Ontology annotation, molecular function: actin filament binding.